GUUGCAUUGCUUCUGCAUUCUGAUUCUUCAAGCCUCUUUUGUAUGAAGUUUAGCACAAUGUUUUACGCUGUGACUGACCUGAAUGGCGCGCUGGAGAAAACAAUGAAAGGAGCGGACAAAGCGAUUGUGGCAAAGUCCUUUGGAAAAUGGGAAAGCGGCUCUCUAAGGUCCAGGACCGUGGAGAAGCCGGAUGAGCCGUCCGAGGAGAGUAAGGGGGAGAACCUGUCCAACUGCACCUGUGUAGCCCCCCGACGCGGCAAGAAACCAGCCGAUGAUGAAUUACAUGAUCACCUUCUGAGAGACUACAAGUGUGAAAGCAUCGACCGGCGCGGACAGUUCGGAGCUGGAAUCUCAUCCUACGGAGCGCUCGGAAAACUACCGUCGAAGAUGGAUUCUGAAGGUGAGGAGCAAACCCUGAGAACGAGGAACGGUGACACAGGAUCGGCCGACCGCGUCGCCGAGACUCACAGCCCGUACGGCUCCGUGGCGAGGAAGAGGAGCGCUCAGGAAGGGGUGCAGGGCGCCCCCGUCAACAAGAGAAAGUCCCUGCUGAUGAAGCCCCGCCACUACAGCCCCAGCGAGGCAUGUGAAGAGGAGAGCGAGGACCUGGCACCGCCGCAGGACAAAGAAGAGCCGAGGAACAUUGACACUCCAGCAGAUGGGAACUUAUGUGCCAUCAAUGGAGUCGCCUACAGAAACGGCUACGACGCCGAGUCCAGCGACUCCCUCGGGUGUUCAGAGGUCACCUCCGACGGCGAGCCGGACGCCGGCGACGAGGAGCUGCCCGACAGCGAGAGGGACGACCAAACUGAAGACCUGAUGAGCGGCGCGUCUUCCCUCCUCAGUCCUUACCGAGACCCCGGGUAGGCCGAGUGUGAGCCGCCGCGUCUGUCCCGCUGCAGCCCCCCCGCCGCCACGGAAGACCCGUCGGGGCGGGAGCGGCCCGCGUGAAAGGCGGAGCCCCGCUCGGAGGCGGGGCGGCCCGGCGGGCCUCCUUCGGGGCGAGGCGCUGCUGAGGUACAGGCCGCUGCCGCGGAGGAGGACGGCGAGGGCGAGGCGGAGGCGGAGAGGCCCCCCCAGCCGGACGGAUGGGGCCUGGGCCUCCACGAAAGAGGGCUGGAAAUGGGCCGAGGGAGGGUGAACUUCAGCCUGUUGGAGCAGGCCAUCGCCCUGCAGACGGAGCAGAGGCAGGUUCUGCACCACGCCUACAGGGAGAUGGACCGGUUCCUCAUGGAGCAGAUGACCAGCGAGAGGAGGCACCACAGGAUGAUGGACAUGGACGGCAGACUGAGCUUCCACGGAGGCAAAGAUUCCCCCCGCACAGAUAAAAAGGACAUAAAGUGUCCAACUCCUGGCUGCGACGGCACCGGUCACGUGACCGGCCUUUACCCGCAUCACCGCAGUCUGUCCGGGUGUCCUCACAAAGUCAGAGUUCCCCCAGAGAUCCUGGCCAUGCAUGAGAACGUCCUCAAGUGCCCCACGCCCGGCUGCACGGGAAGAGGUCACGUCAACAGCAACCGUAGCACCCACCGGAGUCUCUCGGGCUGCCCCAUCGCCGCCGCCGUGAAAGUCUCCAAACCUCAGGAGGAGAGCCCGAAGUGCAGACAAACGCCUGACUGCUCGCCCAGAGCCAUCGGCUUGAUGAAGAAGUUUGAGAUGAACCAGUUGAACUACCGGCUCUCUCAUCCGGUAGCAGCCCUGAAAACGAGCCUGGCGAAGGACAUGGACAAGUACAGCCGGAUCCGCUUCGACUACGCCAGCUUCGACGCACAGGUCUUCGGCAAACAGCCUCUGAUGGGCGCCAGCCAGGACCAGGAAAUGCCACAUUUCCCCGAUUCGCCCCAGCGGUACCACGCCUUCCUCGGCGCUCCAGGUGGCGGCUUGCCCGCCUCGGGUCAGCGCAGCCCGCCGAGUCAAUUCAGGAAAGAAGACGGCCUCCAGGCCGCCGCGGCGACGGCCGCCAUCCUCAACCUCUCCACUCGCUACCGGAAGAACAUGGAGGCGGUCGCCGGCAGGCCCUUGGCAACCUCCACAAAGGACGUGCCCAUAGAGGUGGACGAAAACGGCACCUUGGACCUGAGCAUGAAGAAGAGCAAAGACAGCGGCAAAGGCCCCCUGGACGACUCGCUGUCCCUCGCCGAGGCCGCCAAGGGAGGCGGCGUGCUCGUCGGCCCCGCCUUCUACCAGCCGCUGUGUGAGAGGGACGGCUGGGACGGCCCGCUCCCGCUCCACUUCAACAAGGCUCACGUGUCACCGGACGCGGAGGAAUACGAUCACAUGUCUGUUCUGGAAGAACAACACUAACAAGUAGACGGCAGCGUGAUGAGCCCCCAAGCCAAGCUGCUGCUGCGGGACGCGAAGAAAGAGCCUCUGAACUGUCCCACCCCGGGCUGUGACGGCAGCGGCCACGUGACGGGCAAUUAUGCAUCACAUCGGAGUGUGUCUGGGUGUCCCCUGGCUGACAAAACACUCAAGUCGCUGAUGGCAGCCAACUCUCAGGAACUAAAGUGCCCAACACCUGGUUGUGAUGGAUCGGGACACGUGACUGGGAACUACGCUUCGCACAGAAGCUUGUCAGGAUGUCCACGUGCCAGAAAGGGAGGUUUGAAGCUCACACCAGACAAGGAUGACAAAGAUGAGCAAGAGCUUAAGUGUCCAGUGAUGGGAUGUGACGGACAGGGCCACACAUCAGGAAAAUACACCUCCCACCGCAGCGCCGGCAGCUGUCCACUGGCUGCCAAGAGGCAGAAGGAGUCGUCCGUCAGCGGGCUGCCCUUUGCCUGGAAGGCCAAUAAGCAGGAGCUGCCCCACUGCCCCCUGCCUGGCUGCAACGGCCUCGGACAUGCCAAUAACGUGUUUGCCACUCACAGAAGCCUGUCGGGUUGCCCGCUGAACGCACAGAGCAUCAAGAAGAAGCACUCGGAGGAGGAGAUGAUGACCAUCAAGCUGAAAACCAGCAGCGGUGUCGAAAACAAAGAAGACAUUCAACAUUUGGAUCAUGAAAUCCAGGAGCUGAAUGAAUCCAACAUGAAAAUAGAAGCAGAUAUGAUGCAACUUCAAACGCAGCAGAUCUCGUCUAUGGAAUGCAACCUGCGGACGAUCGAGGAGGAGAACAGGAUGAUCGAGCAGCACAACGACGGCCUUCUCAAGGAGCUCGCACGCCUUAGCCAAGCUCUCAUCAACAGCCUGACGGACAUCCAGCUGCCUCAGAUGGGACCCAUCAGUGAGCAGAAUUUUGAAGCCUAUGUGAACACGUUAACCGAUAUGUACAACAACUCGGAGCACGAAUACUCUCCGGAGUGCAAGGCCCUCUUGGAUAACAUCAAGCAGGCUAUUAAGGGCAUCCACGUUUGAGCGAGCGAGGGGCUUCUUUGACUCGGGGUAAUGGCACUAGAUGGCUCUGUUUGACCGGGGAGGGGAGGCUCGGCUGCAUGUAUAAGACGAGGCUCCUGGUAAACGCGCUGCACUGAGAAGAACGACCAGCCAGAUUUGUAAUGCUUUUACCGUUUCUGCGUUCACUUGAUAUGUUUAUCUUGGUGAGAUUUUUACCCCUCUUGCACUUAAUUAUUUUGUAUGGUUUGCUUGAUUUUAAUCUGUAUCUCUUCAUGUCAUUCUUAUAUUAUCACUAUUUAUUAUUAUUAUUAUAUUUGUUCAUCAGUGUAUUUAUUUCCUUGAUUUUAUUUAUUCCUUGAAUUGUAAAUGCUUAAUAAUUAAGGAAUAUGUUUGACUUUCUGCACAUUGUAAAUUUACAUAGAAGCACAUUCCAAUUUCAUGGCAUACUUUCGCCAUCUAGUGUUGAAAAACUUAUAUUAUUAUUAUUAUUAUUAUUAAAGCAUAAGUUGGAUCUCCCUUCAAAGUAAAAAACUACCAAAACGACUAAGAAUCAAUAUUUUUAAGCAUUGCUUUUGCUUUCUUUAUUGGAAACUGAAUGUAUGGUGAGACAAAGUGAACACUGAGAUAAAAAAAAAAUGCAAUGCAACAGUACUGUACCUUUUCCUUCUUAACCCAAUAACAGCUGAAUGCAAACAGGAAGUGACACUGAGCUAAAGCGCAACAUCAUUCGGUGACCUGAAUGUCCACAUUCUGCUUUGCAUAGAAGGAGUGCGACACAAAUCAAAAAUCCACUUUGUCGAGAUGUCUUUUUUAAAAUAUAGAUAUUAAACUGCCUUCUGUGCACACACUUUGAAGUGUGCAUAUAGUAUGUGCCUAAAUGUAUAUGAAUCCAUAAAAGUAUACGAGUACUAUGUUUUGUGGUAGGACAGUAUUAUGUGGAUGGUGUCUAAUUUAUUAUACAGUACAAUUAUUUUCAUAGGAGGAAACGUUCCUGAUGACUGUUUAAAUGCCGUUGUCUCAGUAGCCGUAAUCUCAGAGGCCGGUUUUGAAAUAUCACAACUGAGAUUGAAGUCUGGUGUUUAUUUGACCUUUUGCGAGCAUGGUGAGAGGGGAAAAAAUAAAGAGCGAAUAGAAAUAUCAGCAACAUCCAUUCCCGUUUUAUCUUAAACUGCUUACAAGCCUUAAGAUCCCAACCAGUCGUACAGUUUGAGUAUAAUUGUAACGCUUGGGGCAGAUUUGAAUAGUAGAUAUUUCAAAAACCGAGCUGUCCACCACCACAACUAGCAUUUUGAUUUCAAUCAUUUAAAGCAAAACGAAAAAGAAAAGAAAAAAAGAAACGACAACAUAGACAAAUGGUAGUUGUUGGCAUCAAUUGCACUUUUGUAUCUAAUUAUUUUGUAUUUUUAGUUCAACGUACAGCCGUUAACUAACAAAAGAGGGAAACGUGACACGUUGUCACAUCACUGUUCCGGUGCGAGUCUCAUGAAGUUAAAUAAAAACGACACAGUAAUUCAGUUGAGCAAUACAUUUUUCAUUUUUGCAAAAAUAAGUCAAAGACAUGUAGCCAAGGACAAUUCCAAGAGAAAAAGACGGAACAGCAAAACAGCCAAAUUACAGAAAAUGUGACCCUGUUUUUAUCCAAAAACUCAAUGAUUUAAAGAAUUUUGAAAAAGAUGGAAUCAAACUCUUUAAACCUAGCAAUCCUUUAUUUAUUUAAGAUAUUUAAUUCCUAUACCACACAUUGUUUGCUCAGGAAGUUUUGUGAAUAAUAACAAUUUUUCCCCGUUAGUAUUUGAUGUUUUGUAAUGUGAAAUGCUUUUUUUUGUGGAACGAUAUUAGUAUGAAUUAUGAAAUUGUAUUGUAUUUUCUUUUAAAUUAAAUUAAACGGUAAUGCUUUUUUUCAGUUGAAGUAGUUUGUAAAUUGAAAACUUCCUAUUACUUUUACUAUUUCAUAAUAAACAGAUAUGCGCUGUGUUGUACAGUUUGUGUAUGGUAGAAAUAAACUUUUCAAAUGGU
Molecule: messenger RNA, 5349 nt
Organism: Gasterosteus aculeatus aculeatus (three-spined stickleback)
Lineage: Eukaryota; Metazoa; Chordata; Actinopteri; Perciformes; Gasterosteidae
Source: RefSeq, a predicted model, not a curated record